ACUGUAAAUAAAUAAAUAAAUACAGCUACAGCACUGAAAGACUAUGUACUAUAGACAAGGUGGGAUGGAACUGAAAUCCGGAAUACAUUACGCUGGCUAGUUGUAUUUUGUCUAAUUUUUAAUGUUGCUAUUUAUUUACAAGUGUUAGGCCUAUACCUAUUCCGUAAAAAUAAUUACAUUGUUGGAAUUUGAUGCCUUGUGAUAAAAGAUGAAUGUUGGGCAGUCAGAAAACGGAGUCAAUGAGUCACCUUAUACAGUUCAUGUUCUUUAUGAUGGUUACUCAAAAAUGGUGAGUGAAUCUGAAAUGGAAGCUAACGGCACCUGUACUCUGAUUAAAGGAAGGCUCAAUCUGAUAGUGGACACCAUGACUCCAUGGGAUAAAGAUGUCAUUGUUACUGCCUUAGGCAAACACGGAGUGAACGUGAAUCAGAUUGACUACGUAAUCAGCACACAUAGCCACUCCGACCACACCGGCAACAACAACCUCUUCCUGAAAGCUAAACAUAUCGUGGGAUUCAGCAUUAGUUAUAAACACAAAUACACAAUACAUCCAUUUGAUGAAGGAAAACCAUAUGUGAUUGACAAAGACAUUUCAAUUAUCCCUACUCCAGGCCAUACUCAUGAUGAUGUCUCAGUUGUCGUCAAUACAAAGAACCAAGGAACUGUUGCGGUUGUAGGUGAUUUGUUUGAACGGGAGGAAGAUUUGGAAGAUCCUGAACUAUGGCGGACAGUUGCAGGAAGUCAAAGUCCAGAAAGACAAGAAGAGAAUAGAAACAAAGUAUUGAGAUUGGCCAACUACAUCGUCCCCGGCCAUGGUCCUAUGUUCAGAGUUACAGAUGCGAUGAAGAAGAAAGUUGAGUUAUAGAUAUGACUUAUGUAAAUUAGGUGUUUAUAUUGUGAAGAGAAUUUUUGUUUGUUCUGGAAGUGAUCUAAAACAAUAACUUGUAUGCCACUUACAGAAGGUUGUCCUCUGGAAGGAUGGUAACAAAAUAAAAGAUACUUAUUUUUUGU
Molecule: messenger RNA, 1011 nt
Organism: Macrosteles quadrilineatus (aster leafhopper)
Lineage: Eukaryota; Metazoa; Arthropoda; Insecta; Hemiptera; Cicadellidae
Product: metallo-beta-lactamase domain-containing protein 1-like
Exons: 5
Coding region: 209-865 (218 amino acids)
Source: RefSeq, a predicted model, not a curated record